This is a messenger RNA of Oryctolagus cuniculus (rabbit), 590 nucleotides long. The record is from RefSeq and is a predicted model, not a curated record. NCBI's taxonomy places the organism in Eukaryota, Metazoa, Chordata, Mammalia, Lagomorpha, Leporidae.
AGUGAGGAGGCUGCGUCUGGCUUCCGCUCUCACAGCCAUUGCAGUACAUUGAGCUCCAUAGAGACAACGCCAGGGCAAGUGAGAGCCGGACGGGCAGUGGGCGACUCUGUGCCUCGCUGAGGAAAAAUAACUAAACAUGGGCAAAAGAGAUCCUAAGAAGCCGAGAGGCAAAAUGUCAUCAUAUGCAUUCUUUGUGCAAACUUGCCGGGAGGAGCAUAAGAAGAAGCACCCAGAUGCUUCCGUCAACUUCUCAGAGUUUUCUAAGAAGUGCUCAGAGAGGUGGAAGACCAUGUGUGCUAAAGAGAAGGGAAAGUUUGAAGACAUGGCAAAGGCGGAGAAGGCUCGUUAUGAAAGAGAAAUGAAAACCUAUAUCCCUCCUAAAGGGGAGACAAAAAAGAAGUUCAAGGAUCCCAAUGCACCCAAGAGGCCUACUUCGGCCUUUUUCUUGUUCUGUUCUGAGUAUCGCCCCAAAAUCAAAGGAGAGCAUCCUGGCCUGUCCAUUGGUGAUGUUGCAAAGAAACUGGGAGAGAUGUGGAAUAACACUGCUGCAGAUGACAGGUAGCCCUGCGAGAAGAAGGCUGUCAAGCUGA